Messenger RNA from Lytechinus pictus (painted urchin), 8400 nucleotides. Its product is annotated as probable serine/threonine-protein kinase kinX. The record is from RefSeq and is a predicted model, not a curated record. Bases 7321 to 8400 code for a protein of 359 amino acids. The transcript has 6 exons. Lineage: Eukaryota; Metazoa; Echinodermata; Echinoidea; Temnopleuroida; Toxopneustidae.
UAGAGAGAGGGAUUUUGUAGUAUGGGCCUAUUUUCCAGAGUGUGGGUCAGAAGUGUGGGCCAAACUUUUGAAAGUGUGGGCCAUUUUGCGAAGUAUGGGCCAAAUUCAUGGGCCCAUACUUCUACCCCUGAAGUGUGGGCCAUUUUUGGCCAUUUGGCCCAAACUCUAGGGGAAGUAUGGGCCAAAAUUUCAUGAGAAAGGGUCAUUUACCAGUCUCGAAUGCGAAAAUGAAUAAAUGAAUGAAAGAAUGAGUGACUGAAUGAAUGAAUGAAUGACGGUUCCUAUCUGAGAGAGCAUGCGCAAACAAUGUGCAUGUUUUUCAUUGCACGUGCUUAUUUUGCAUUAGCCAACUACAAGUACAGUACGGUAUACGAUUACGACUAAACUAAGUUACGACCAGUUCCAAGCUCAAAAAAUUAUGGCAGACCGAGACGACGACGACAUCGAGGCUAUGUUGGCUGAUCCUCUUGUAAGUAGAUUGGAAUUGUCUUAAAUUUUUGCCUAUGAUUUAUUGAGAGUCUUUAUAUUAAGGGCCUUCGAUCGGACUAAGUUAGUCCUGGCCCUUGGCUAAGUUUAGUCAGACCUGCGGUACCGUAGUCCAGCGGGCUGGGGCUGGGACGGGUUAACGGUAAAGACGUUGACGACUUUAACUUAAACUUAAAGUCACUCGCACCGCGGAAGGCUGAAUGGGGGUCAACGUAAACGUCCUCUUUUUAUUCGUUUAAAACUUAAAGUUUUCUUUGAGGCAAUAUUUGGAUACCACUUGAAAAUGAUCAUCUUCUAGAAUCUAGUUCUACCACUACCAGCAAAAAUUGGUACUUUCUUGAAAAGUUGAAUAAUUCUUCACCUUUUUUUGGAAGUCAAUUAAAACUGAUUAUCCAUCAUUGAUGAGACUUGGGCUGAGUUCCAAAUAGGCCUAGUCAAUGCUUGGGCUUCAUUGCAUAAUCUUAGUCUUUAUUGAGGUCUAAAUUUCAUUUUUAUUACCUUGUCUGUAUGGUAUAUCAAUGCAGGUUUCAUGACAUUUUCAUAAUAAUAUGGUCAGUUUCCCCAUGACAUGUCUGCGCAGUCUCCCAAAUCUGCGCACCCGCGUAUCUGCGCGAUUUCUAGUAAAACUUAAAAGAAGAUACGCAAUGAGCAUGAACUUUGCAGUACACAUGCAAUAUAGACAGGUAUUCAUAAAAAAUUCGACUCAAAAUGGUGGAAAAAUAAUGAAUUCAGGGCAUUUCAUGUGACGGCCUCAAAAUGCAGCGUUUGUCAUCAAAAUCCCUGAAUCGUGUGCAAAGUGAAUGAGUGCGCAGACAAGGGGUAGGCCUAGCCCUAGGCCUAAUAGCCUACCAUUUUUUUUCAAUCUGAAAAUGACUGCCCGAGGUUUUUUCAAGGAAAUCUUAUAUUUUCUUUCAUUUUUUAAUGAGAAUUUGGUACAUUUACUCUUUAUAAUAUAAGGAACACUAUUAACCAAAAGAUUUUGUGAAAUAAGAAGAAAUUCAUGUUAAAUCUUAACUCAAAUUGUUACGUGCGCAGACUUGGGGCCCACCAUCAUACUGCUGAUUGAUAUUUUUCUGGUAAAAUUAGGGCUGAGAAACCCAAGCUAACAAGCUACAUGUACAUGUCUUUUGUUUUGGAAAUUUAUGUCAUAAUUUAUGCAUAACUCCAGGCAAGCCUAGGUCGGCUGUGUGCCUGUUAAUUUGGUUGUGUUUAAUUCGAUAUGUGUGUUGGAUACAUACAGAGUAUAGCGCUGUGCUUCUUUGUCGCGAUUUGGGACUGACGAACCAAAGUUAAUCAAGGAAAUGUCUCUUUUGGCAAAAUGUAUGUGUAUAUUUGUAUAACUUAUAUUUAAGUCAUGAUUUUGAUACCAGAUGGUAGAAAAGAUGCCUUAGACUAUUGAUGUUAGAUGUAGUAAUUAAUAGGUAUGUCUAAUUUUAUUUGUAUGUCUAUAAAUGCAAUGAUUAAUGCUAUAAUUUAUUCAGUGUUUCCAUUGACACAAAGUAACACUCUAGUGUUUCUUUGGCACUCGACUAGUUUGGUUAGUGCUCCUUUGGCAUAUGUUGUGACUCUUUGGCACUAGUCUGGUUCAGUGUUAUAUUGACACAAGUGAAGCAUUUAUUCGGAUUGAGUUCAGUUUGGUAACUCUAGUGCCAGUGAAAUAGUGAAUGAUAUAUGAAUAUUUAUGACAGAACUGUAAAAUGAAUUAUGAUUCUUGUGCUCAUAUUUGAUUAGAUAUAUUGUAUUUAUGUUUUUCUCAAUGGUCACUUGUAAGAAGUAAUGUUUGGAAAGGUCAACCUACAUUUGGACCAAGCAAUUUUGUGCUUUACAGCAUGUUAAAAUUCUUGUUGAAAUAAAAUGAGAUGCAGUACAGGUCGUUGAGCAGACUGACAACUGUCUCAAAUGCAGCUGUGUUCUCGUCUAGCCUUUUCCAGCAUUGCUUCCGUGACAUUUGGAAAUUAUGUAUGACUUUGGUGAAGUUAUUGAUGAUUGUGUGGGUUAUAUGUUUAUUUAUAAAGGACCAGUUCCAGGUUCAAAAGAUGAAUUUUUGAGGAAGAGGCUUCAGGCCUCAGUUACUUAAAAAUGCCACUAGUGUCUCAUUGGGAGGCAUUUUUUUUUAGUUAGGCAUUCUUUUAGUUAGGAAUUCUUUUAUACAGUAGUUAGUUAAUUCCAAGUCAGUUAUUCGCUCAGUUAAGCAUCUAAAUUUGAAUGCAUCCAAUAUUUUAUAGGACAAGAACAGCAACUAUUUUUUAUAUUUGAAUCAAGUGAUUUUGCUCCUUGUGUAAAUAGGAUGUAGUUUUAAGGAGUGCUUUACAUGUAUAUAGGCUGAAACUUGUCAGUUUGGCAAACACUUUUACUUUCAUUCAUGCUCUCUACAAUUUCUAGCUAUUCACUCUAAUAUAAGCACUCAAGCGUAGAACCAGUUAGGGUUAGGAAGUUAGUAAAUUUCAUUAUUAGUCAAAGCAACUGAAAGUUUGAGAUUGAUUAGUUCAGGCACUGAAGUACAGAUUGCAAGAAAUGAAUUCUUAGAUAUGCAGGAUGUCUUGAUUUAAAGUACGUAAAGCCGAAUAGAAAGUUCUGAAGUUGGCAAUAAAUAGGGAUUAGUAAUUUGAGGCUAAUUUAUUGUAGAGACUAGGGUAGUAGUCCAUGGUUAGCCAGGAGAGAGUUAACAUGUAGACGAGGGGUGGAGAGACCCGUUAGUAAAAUUCCCGUUGAGUGGUAGCAUAAUGUAGGUAUUGAUAUUUCUCACUGCUAGAAGAUAGUUGAUUUGAGUUGGCUCGAAUUUGGACUGGAAAUAUUUUGUAGGUGGCUAAUAGGAAGCCUAUGUAGAAUUGAAUGGAGACCAGGAAGGCCCAGUAUAGAACUACUGUUUAGGUUUAGUUGGAAAGACAAGAUAAAUUUGGUCGAAUUGACUUCAAUUGUUUUAACUUUACAUUACAUGAAUUACCUCACUUAUGUCUGAUAGAAUAAAACCCAUAAAACUGAGCUAGCUUAAUUACAGGUAGAUUAGUAGAUUUAUAUAUUUAGAAGUAAUUUACAGGAUACCUGUACUAGAUAGCACUAAUAAGAUGUAAAUUUGUACAUAUAGGAAAGAUGAAUUAUUACAAGUAACUGAUUUGAUACCAUAGUUGUACGUGCCAAAUGCAUUGUACAAUGCUUUUUAUUUAUGGAAUUUCUUGGCUUGAUUGCCAUAUUGUUGGAAAGAACAGUUAAUAAAGUUAUUUGUUACUUGUUUACUUUAACGAUUUUGCUUGAUUGAUUCAUUCUUUAAAAUGUCUGGUCACAUGCUAGUCACUAUGGUAGUUAUUAAAUUAGUACUUCAACAUCUCAUUUAGAUAGUAAAUCAGAAAAAUCAUAGAACGGAAUCAUUGUUUAGUUGUUAUGCUAGACGCUUAACCAUGUCAUUGUGCCUUAGAUUGCUUGCUACCGUAUAGGAGAACCGUAACAUAUAGUACAUGUGAUGAGAAUCUGCCCCAGUUAGAAGUUGUGUGUGAUAGCUCGAGUUUAGUUGUGCUAGCUUAGACACUAGUGGAUAGCGUUGCAUGUAGUUUGUGAUGCUAUGUGGAGUUGGUGAAUCAAAGAAGUUUGAUUGAUUGUGCACGUUUUAGUGCAUGAGAUUAGUAGUUAAAAUCAUUUCAAAAGUGUUCUUAAAAUGUUUAUUAGGUGGUCUGUCGAUGACAGAUCACCUCUUGAUUUCACCAGAAUUUUCUUUCUUUAUUCUUUAUUUAUUUUUAUUUCUUCCGUAAACUUUUUUGUACACACGUUCACUCGAAAUCGACAUGGUCAAUUUCCUUCAAAUUUCUGUCAGUCAUCAAGCCCUAUGAUUUCAAGUUAAAUCAACUUUUUCAAGGUCAUCAGGUCAUCGCGACGUCAUCCAGGCGCCAUUUUGUAAAAAUCAGGUCAUUAUCAUAUCUCAAUAACGAGUCAUCAAAAUUCAACUAUAUUUGGUAUACAUCAACUUCAGGUCAACGGUCAACUAAAAAUUUCAUCAAUUCCGCGCGCGCACCUCGACGCGCAUUAAAAUUUUAAAAUGCUCAAAUUCGUUCCACAUUAAUUUUCCAUACGUUUUAGGCCAUUUUAAGCAUUUUGCAAAAAACGCGCGCGCACACACAUGCGCGCGCGUGUUCGCGCGUAAUUGCAUCUUCCAACAUAGAAUCGCCAAAUUUGUUUAUAUCAAUGCAUCAAUAAUAUAAUUCUGAACAAUUUGAUACCUUGAUCAACCAACCUUCUACGACAAGUAAUAACAAAAUUAUCACCCGUUAAACUUUGCAGCAUGUGUGCGCGCGAGCUCUCACUACAGGCCAUAUAUGGGCAAAAACAUGUCUAUUGAAAAUUCACUGUAGCUCUUUAAAAUAGUCCGUUGACCCAAAUUUUUUUUUCAUAUAUCGAUAGAGUAUGAGUUGUAGAUUUGAUUUCAUGUCACCAUUGCCCCUCAAUUUGAUCAUGACGUCAUCAAAAUUGCGCCUAAACUGAAAAUUUCAUUUUUUCAAAAAUGACGUCAUCAAAUUUAUGCAAAUUUGAUCAUAACUCUGUGAAUAUUGAUCAUUUUUCGCCCAGAUUUUGAUGUGUUGUAGUUUAGAAUGUACUCUUUCUCGUCAAUUCCAUGGAUUUUUAUUUUGAAAAACGCAUCAUGGUGUAAAAUUGCGAUGAAAAGAGGCAUGUCAUUUUUCCUCAUAUUACGUGUAAUCUCUAUGGGACAUGACUUUUUCUCAAAAGUAGAUUCUACAUUCGUCUAUUUCGUGAGAUAUAUCUCCAUUUUUUCUUGUUAGUUAUCCCUGAGCUUUUGAUAUGAUGUAGCUGAGAUUCUAAGUUUUCGGAAGUGUGCCCUCCAUUUUUCGAUCAGAUGCCAGGAUCAUACCCGUUUUUCGCCAGGAUCAUGCCCGUUUUUCGCUUGCAAAAUUGGAUUUGUAAUUCUCAAAUUUGCUUACGUCUAAUCUCUAUGGGAACGUGUAAUCUCUAUGGGGAUUAUCGUGGCUCAAUGGAUAAUGCCCUUGACUUGAGUUCUCGGGGGCGCAGGUUCGAGUCCUGGGGGUGAACAAGAUGAUUUUUUUUUUCAUUUUUUUGUCUUUUUACCACCUCGUACAUGAUCCUUUAUGAUAAUUAAAAGGUAUGAAAGUUGAAAUUUAGCAAGAUUAAACAGAUUAUAAUUUUUUCAUAUCACAUGUAUUUUCAUAUAUCAAAGAGACCCUUUUCACAGUGCUUUAUCAUCUCCCGUCUUUCACAAGUAUUCCAUCCAUAAUGAUUAAUGAACAUUCCGUUGUCAUCAUGAAGAUCAUAUUGAUCUGCUUGAACAUGGUAAUAGUGAUCAUGAUGGCGAGAAUAAGGACAGACCACCUAAUUCGUCCGCAUGACGAAUUAAAAUCUAGUUUAUAAUUAGUUGUUAACUCAUCGAUAUUGUUGCGAAGUGCAAGUUUGUUGUGACACAUGAGCCUUGAAUUUAGAGAUGUUCUGCAUGCACUGGUGUCGAGUUUAAGUGAGCAUGAAUGUUUAUGAUUUCUAGGGUGUCGGGGUCAGAGGUGACCAAUUAGAAGUUGUGGUGAUUGUGACAUGUUGAAUUUGUGUGCCAAUGCGCUUACAGCAAUUUGUGAAUGAUUAAGGCAUUUAAAUUACAAUGUUGUUGUUGUUAUGGGCCAGUGAAGCUGGCCCAUGACGCUCUUUUAAAGUUCAGAUGGUGGCAGCGUACUUUGUGGAGAAUGGUUGAUGAUAAUUGGUGGCAGAGUAUGAUAGGAAUUUUCAACAUAUUUUCCAUUCUUUAUUUUCUCUCUUGUUUCUUUCUUCUUUCUCAAUCGUUUACUCUAUCAUUCUAUCUUUAUCCUUGAUUUCUCCAUCAUUCAUUUUUUCUAUUUUUCAUUUCUUACUCGAUCUUCUCUUUAUCUGUUUCCCAUCUUGUUUCACAAAACCCCUCUCUUUUUCCUCUUACCCGCCUUCCCCUCUAUCUUCUAUUUUCGCCGCAAUAAUUCAUUGCUUUAAAAAUAACAAUUAGUCUAGACUAAAGUUAGAGGAAAUACAAUCAAGAAACAUUCUCACUCGCUAUUCCAAAUAUUACAUAAAUUAUUUCAUAUUUACUAACCGUUUUCUUUGCAUUGGGCUUGAAGCAUACCCUUCCGCAAAAAACAAUUAUUUUCUUGAGUGACAAAUAACAUCAUGAUUCCGGACGCUCGCCGGACGGGUGAAGAUGUUCUUGAUUAAUGAUGUAAUUAAGAAUUGGGGUGUUUUUUUCUUCAUAUGUCAUAUCGUGAGUAAAUUCUAAAUUUUUUCAUAUCAAGUCUGAACAAAGUUUGGAAAUAUUAUUUAAUAAUUUGUGUGUGCUAACUAAUCUUCAUUUUUGUCUUAUUAGCUGCAUGUUCCAUGGCUUUUUUUCCAAUAUUUUGCUAGUUCCUUAGCAUUACACAAAUAAAGUUUGUUACGAUAAUAGUCUUGUUUAAACACCAGCUCGGAAUCUAUAUAUGUCCACACCAGAGAAGUGUUAAAACAACACCAGUUUGGAAUCAAACCAAUGCUGUUUUGAUACUUCUUGGUGUUGUAUAAACACAUAUUUGGCGUGAGGCCAAAAACCAAACUGGUGUUGUUUAACAUUUCUCUGGUGUGGACAUAUAUAGAUUCCGGGCUGGUGUUGAAUCAACAAUUCAGUUUUUGCAGUGUAGCCCGGCGACAUGUGCACGCUUCCCUUGCUUGCCUUUCCAAUACAGGAAUUUUUCAGCAACUAUUUUCUGAACUUGCUACUAGAUGGUAUAUUGGAGCACUUGUGGUCGCAUGUGGAUCUUCUGAAUAAUGAAGAGUUAAUUUCUCUUAUUUUUUAACCAUCAGGUGCAGGCACAUGGGCACGAUGUCACCAGAAUGCUGGCUUAUAGCAUAAGGCCAAAAGUAUACUUCAGCCACAUGCAAAAAGGUGGGUCCUUUGAAGAAUUGCUAAAUGAAUUACAAAGGAAGGAAUCUGAGGAAAGCCAGCAAGGAGCAGGCCAAGGGAUAGUUCCAAGGGAUAGUGAUGAUGAUCAUGAUGGCGAUGAUGGCGAUGAUGGUGGUGAUUAUGAAGAGGAAGAGGAACUACUAUAUGAAUUACAAAGGAAGGAAUCUGAGGAAAGUCAACAAGAAGCAGGCCAAGGGAUAGUUCCAAGGGAUAGUGAUGAUGAUCAUGAUGGCGAUGAUGGUGAUGACUAUGAAGAAGAAGAGGAAGAAGAGGAAGAGGAACUACUAUAUGAAUUACAAAGGAAGGAAUCUGAGGAAAGUCAACAAGAAGCAGGCCAAGGGAUAGUUCCAAGGGAUAGUGAUGAUGACGAUGACGAUGAUGAAGAAGAACUCUGGACAUUGCAGGAGGAAGAUGAAAGAGGAUAUUCCAGUGAAGAUGGACAGGAAGAGGAAGCUGUGGAGGAAAUUAAAAAAGGAACGAAAAGGAAGCAAGGACAAGAUGGGAAAAAGGCGUCCAAACCAGCAGAUCGAAUCGAGCGAAAUUGCCCACUUUGUAAUGUUGCGACAAGAACGCUUGCCCGGCAUCUUCGCCGCAAGCAUACACAGCUGAAGGAAAACGAGAUCUGGCAUUUCAUAUAUCAAGCCAGAGAACGAGUCCCAAUUCAGAGGAAGAAAACCAGAGAUGAAGGACGAGAGAGAACUGGACAGAACUGUCCCCUUUGCGCCGCAAAAGGAUUAACCAAACUCUCAGACCAUAUGAAGAGGAAACAUAAUGGCCACACAGUGGAAAAACAAGCCAAAGAUGGCAUCUUCGAAAGGUAUUUGCAGUUCACAAGCUUCUAUUGCAAGGAGAAGACGGCUGAGCAGCAUAAAAGCCAGCUUGAAAAAAUUGAUGAUCUUGCCGGUGGCCUGUCAGCACUCUUCUCUGACCAUGAUGCAAUUUACAGAGGAACUGCUAUCAAAGGAGGACCUGCAGAUGUUUUACAAUACCCUCUACAAGCAAGCAUGUGA